Molecule: messenger RNA, 1002 nt
Organism: Penicillium olsonii
Lineage: Eukaryota; Fungi; Ascomycota; Eurotiomycetes; Eurotiales; Aspergillaceae
Source: the annotation of a GenBank genome assembly
AUGACCCCGACAAAACCACUUGUUCUGUUCUUCAGUCCGGUGCGACAUGCCAUAUCAACAUACGAGCAGCUGCAGCAAGUAGCCCAAACAGAGGUUGUGACGAGUGAAAGUCGCGAAGAGUUCUUCCAUGAUCUUGCGACCAAGUACCAGAAUGCUUUUGCGAUCUACCGGACAUCUGCCAGCGGCUCUGUCGCUGGGAAAUUUGAUUCCGACUUCAUCAAUCAUCUUCCCGCUAGUUGCCAGUAUAUAUGCCACAAUGGCGCCGGAUAUGACCCCAUCGACACCGCCGCCUGUACCAAAAGAGGCAUCGUUGUUACUAACGCACCCGACCCUGUGACGGAUGCCACUGCCGAUUUGGCCAUCUUCCUCCUCCUAGGGGCCCUCCGCCAACUGAAUCCAGCCAUUUCCUCACUCCGUGCUGGCAAGUUCAAGCAGGGGGUUAGCUUUGGCCAUGAUCCCCAGAACAAGACAUUGGGGAUUCUUGGCAUGGGUCGAAUUGGCCGAGCAAUCAAAGCCCGUUGCGACCCAUUCGGUCUCAAGACUAUUUACCACAAUCGCAACCCACUGCCAUCGGACCAAGCUGCAGGGGCUGAAUAUGUCUCGUUUGAGCAGCUCCUCACCACGAGUGACAUUAUCAGUGUCAAUGUGCCGUUGACCCCGGAGACAAGGCAUCUUAUUGGCGCGAAGGAGAUUGCCAUGAUGAAACCCGGUGUCGUGAUCAUCAACACGGCGAGAGGUGCUAUUAUUGAUGAGGCUGCUAUGGCUGAUGGCCUGGAAAGCGAUCACAUUGGUGCCGUUGGCCUAGAUGUAUAUGAGGAGGAACCCAAGAUUAAUGAGAAGCUCUUGAAACAGGCGCGGGCCCUCUUGGUGCCCCAUGUGGGAACUCAUACCACUGAGACAUUGGCCAAGAUGGAGUCUUGGGCAAUGGAGAAUGUGCGGCGCGCAAUAACUGGGGAGGAAUUGCUAUCCCCUGUCCCGGAACACCGACAUCUUGUCCAAUAG